Messenger RNA from Stegodyphus dumicola, 1363 nucleotides. Its product is annotated as 52 kDa repressor of the inhibitor of the protein kinase-like. Gene Ontology annotation, molecular function: sequence-specific DNA binding. The record is from RefSeq and is a predicted model, not a curated record. NCBI's taxonomy places the organism in Eukaryota, Metazoa, Arthropoda, Arachnida, Araneae, Eresidae.
GACUGCACAGCAACGCCACGGAGAAAAACUGAGUCUAAAAUGUGUCUUUUUUGACAACUUUACAGGCGUAAAUUCAGGUUCUCUGAAAUUCAUUCACGCAUGCGCGCUAGAGCCAGAGAGUUUGUCAACAACAUCGUAGAAGUCGUCAUAGCGCGCCAUAUUGAACGCUAAGCACGAGGAUUUCAGCAAUUUUGAACAUUUGGAAAUGGAAAAAAAUAAUGAAUCACGCUCUAGUGAUCCUGCGUGUGAAAGGUUAAAUGAUCCUUCACCAAAGGCUUAUGUGCGUUGUGUGGUGUGUAAUGCCAAUUCUUGGUAUUUUCCUGAAAGAAAAUUCUUUCGGUUUCCUAAAAAUCCAGAGAGAUCAGCACAAUGGCUUGAAGCAUGUAGAAUUUACUUGAUUGGACGUGACAAGGAAAUAUUAAAGAAGCCACCUUCUCUUUUAUAUCGAAGUCGUCUUUGUUCCGCACAUUUUGAAGACAAUGCAUAUUCCACAACUAAGAAGCAUUUUUUGCAUUCGAGUGCUAAACCAACAAAAUUUGGUGAAACAGCUGAUGAGCUGUCCAGAAACGAACGACAGAGUUGUAAAUGUUCAUCAGCUGUCUAUGAAGUUGUGCUCGAAAUUGCAGCAGCAUGCAAUCAGUAUCGAUGAUAAUUCAAGUCCUUUGGCAGAAACAGAUUCUGGCACUUCACAAACAGAUUCUGGCUCUCUAGAACUUGGUUCACACCAGCACUCCAUAGAACUAAAUAAUAUCACCGAGACACCAAAAAGAUUAAAAUGCAACAAAAAUUUAACACCAAAAUCUUUAAAAAUAAGGCAGUUAAGUCAUAAGCUGGCAUAUUUAAAACGAAAACAUUCAGCAAAAAGGAAAGCAAACAAAGCUGGAGUCGAAAAGGCACUCCAGCUGAUUAGCUCAUUAGUUAGUUCUGUAGUUUUCACUUUUAUAAAAUCACAAAUAAAAGCAUCAAAUGUGUCAAAAUACGGACGAAGAUGGUCACUGAUGGAUAAAAAUUUGUGCCUUCAGAUCUAUCUUAGUAGUCCAAAAUCAUAUAAUACACUGAAGGCUUUUUUGCAUUUGCCCAGCAAGCCUACAUUAUUGAAAGCUGUAUCUGGUAUAAAAAUGGAACCUGGAUUUUCAGUUGCUGUGCUCAAUGCCAUAAAAUUAGUUGCUAGCAAACUGAAAAUCCAUGACAGGUAUUGCAUCUUAUCCUUCGAUGAAAUCACUUUAAAGCAAAGCUUAUCUUAUGAUAAGAAAAGUGAUUACAUUGUUGGAUUUGAAAAUUAUGGUUCCUACACUGAACUAAAAAUGUUUCCCGAAUAUGCAACUCAUGGUCUUGUUUUUAUGGUCCGUGGGCUGUGUAAAAA